AUUGAUACAUUAAGAUCUUGUCAUCAGAAAGAGUUUCAGAGAUUAUUAGCUGAACAAGCUGUCAAUAAUUCUACAUCUAAAGUAGCAGAGUUACAUAGUAAAUGUGAUGCUCAACAGGUAUUGAUAAGACAUCUAAAAGAACAGAUAUCUAGAAAUGAAGUAGAAGCUGAACAGAUAUCAGUGUUAAAAAUAAGAGAAGCCUCACUCCUAACUCAGGUUGAAAAGUUAAAAGAUGAAUUAGCUGAAGCUAAAAGGCAUUAUACACCGGGAAUGAAACAUUUUAUGUCCAUACAAGAGAAAAUAGAACAUAUGGAGAGAAGACAUUUAAAGAGAGAAGAGGAAUUACAAGAUAUUAUCAAAAAUACUCAAAAUUUAGCUUCCUCAGAACUUGAUAAAGAAAGUGAAAAGUGGAGGAAAAUAGUUGAGGUUAAAAAUAAUGAAAUUGAAAAAUUUCGAACUGAAUUAGAUUCUAUUUUAAAUGUAAUAAGAAUGCUACAGCAACAGGGUGUGGUGUUACCAACUAAAACUUGA
Lottia gigantea (owl limpet) is the source of this 531-nucleotide messenger RNA. RefSeq lists its product as hypothetical. Gene Ontology annotation, biological process: cilium assembly. NCBI's taxonomy places the organism in Eukaryota, Metazoa, Mollusca, Gastropoda, Lottiidae. The record is from RefSeq and is a predicted model, not a curated record. The transcript is spliced from 3 exons. The annotation marks the transcript as partial. Gene Ontology annotation, cellular component: centriole; axonemal microtubule; centrosome.